Molecule: messenger RNA, 6250 nt
Organism: Anneissia japonica
Lineage: Eukaryota; Metazoa; Echinodermata; Crinoidea; Comatulida; Comatulidae
Exons: 29
Biological process (GO): homophilic cell-cell adhesion
Cellular component (GO): plasma membrane
Molecular function (GO): calcium ion binding
Source: RefSeq, a predicted model, not a curated record
AAUUUGAAAACUAAAUCUUGAUAGUAACUUUAUAAUUUCAGAUAAGAGAUAAGGGACCGUGAUGUACCAAAAGGCACAUUGGGUGACCCUAGCAGGCAUCAUCUUUAUCUGUUUGAAAUAUUCAUCUGCUCAAAAUGCUUGCAAUAGUAGUCCCUGUCGCAAUGGCGCUACGUGUGUGGAAUCUGUUUUAGAGCCUGGUUACGUGUGUCUAUGCAACGGUCAAUUUAAUGGUCAGCAAUGUGAACAGUCUGCAUUUUCAACCAGAUGUGGAUCUGAUUCCUAUACUCCGUCGGGGACUGUGACGUCACCAAACUAUCCGUCUAAUUACACACAACGGCUUAUUUGUUUUUACAACAUUCGCGUUGCAAAUGCUUCAUUUUUAACAUUUACGUUCAGUCAUUUGGAAAUAGAACGUUAUAAAGACUAUAUAGAGAUAGCGCCAGACCCGUUCUUCAUUGAGACAAGAGAAACUGAUACAAAUGUUCCAGUAAACUUAACGUACGACGGGUAUUAUGUUCCGCCACCCCUACCUUUUACACUGGAAACUAAUCAGGUGGUGAUUUUGUUUACCUCGGAUAAAAAUGUAAACCUGAAAGGAUGGUCACUCUCAUAUGAAUCAACUCUAUCUCCUUGUGCCACGAAUCCAUGUGAAAAUGGUGGCUCUUGUCUGCACCUUCCACCAAAUGGUUAUCAAUGUUUCUGUUCGAACGAGUGGCAGGGUGUCAAUUGCUCAAUAGCUAUCGACCCCUGUGUUCCGAAUCCAUGUUUGAAUGAAGCCACCUGUGAUGCAAUAUCGCUGACAGAAUAUUCUUGCACAUGCGUACUAGGAUGGACAGGUGACUUGUGUGACAGAGGUCUAGUGAUUAUCACAGAUACAGAUCUAGUAAUCCUCAGUGGAGACCCAGUUACAGAAGGCACCUCCCAACCUUUAUUCACCGUCAACAUCAACCUCACCCCUGCGGCAUCCUCCUUCCAGUUGACUGGCACAGAUCUAUGGAGAUUUGAAUUCUACUACAGCAAUCAGAACGAUGGCAGUGGCAGCAUCAUUGGUUCUGGCUCAGCCUUGCUUACACCCUUACAGGCUAGCACAGCUUGGAUUCCUCCCAAUGUUGCCAGCUUUAAUAGUGUUGCGGUUUCAACAUCUCUUGGCGUUAUAACAUGUUCGGAGUACAGAUAUCUGUGUGUGAAUGUAAGGAAAGGGACAGCAUCAUCUGUUGAUUAUGAUCUUGUGGGAUUUCCAGAUUUGACUGCCCUCAAUCAUUGCGCUGACGUUGGUUGCAGAGGUGUUGAAAUAACUGGGGUCCAUCUGAGUCUCCUAACCUCUGAGCUUCUAGAAGGAGUGUCCUCUCAACCAAUUCAGUUCAAUCUGGAGUUGGAGUCAGUUGCUGAGGCUGGAAGUGUUCGUGGCUCUAAUCUUUGGAAGUUCACUAUGUUUGGAAGUGCAUCCUCUAAUGGUUUUGGUAGUCCUCGUAUAUCAAGUACAACAGCAACUCAAACGCCAGGUCACAGGAAUACACCAGUCAAUGCAGGAAUACUGUCAGUCUUCAACAAUCUACAGGGAACUUUCAACCUGAAUCAGAUUAUCUGUCCCCAAGUACCAUACUUCUGUGUUCAGGUUGAAAAAGGCGAUACUGCUUUUCCAGACUUCACAUUCACUGGAAUUCCAGAUGAAUCUAUCCUCACAGCCUGUGUUCCAGUUCCUUGUAUAGGUGUACAGAUUACAAGAACAUACUUCAGCAUCGAUGCUGGUGGAGUGUUUAUAGAAAGGAGAUUAAGUCAUUCAGUUGACUUCUCUAGUUUCUUCACAACUAGUUUGACAGGUGGUAGUGUCAGUGGCAAUAGAUUAUGGGAGGUCCAGUCAUUUGCAAGUUCCUCUAGUGAUGGAAGUGGUCAACGUUACAGUGUGUCGAAUGUACCCCUGACGGAGCAGCAGGCUAGUGUAGGCAACAUCGCUGGCUCUUCUUCAUCCCUACAACAACUCACUGCAACAUUCAAUCUGGGUGGCACUAAGUGUGACCAGCUUAGGUACAUGUGUGUGACUCUGGAUAAAGGAUCAAAUGCUUCUCCAAACUUUACCCUGGAUCCUCUACCCAAUAGUGAAGUCUUGACUAGUUGUACAGCCAUCGAGUGUAAUGGUGUGAUUGUAACAACGAUUAUUCCAAGGAUCAUAAGAGGAAUCCCAAUCCAGUAUGGUUACAGUUCUAACAACUUUACUUGUGAACUGACUGUCAAUGCUAAAAGCGAUGGUGCAAGCAUUGCAGGAUCUGGUCUGUGGAACAUUGUUGCCUACGUUAAUAACCAGGAAGACGGCCGCGGUGUACGUGCUGCAGAGCAACAGAUCUCGCUCACAUCUGCACAUACGACUACCUCGUUAGCAGCUGGCGGUCAAGCAUUUUUCAGCCAGCUUGAAUUCAACUUUGACCUUUCAGGUGUGAGUAGUUGCGAUGAUGUAAUGUUCCUCUGUUUUGAGCUGCAAAAGGCAGACUCAUCUAUUCCUGAUUUUACUCUUGAAGGCAGCACAACCACUUGUUUGAGCAUCAACUGUCAAGAAUACAAUGCCUGUGAUAGUAACCCAUGCAGUAAUGGAGGAAUCUGCUUUAAGGUUGGGGAGGCAUUUACAUGUACAUGUGCUGCAGGUUGGACUGGACCAGUCUGUACUCAGAUCAUCGAUAACUGUAACCCAAACCCAUGUGUUAAUGGUGGGACAUGUGUAAAUCAGGUGGCUAGCUAUUCCUGCUUAUGUCUUUUUGGCUGGAGGGGUCCAAACUGUGGUGAAACAGAUACUGGAGUUGAAAUAUCCGGCACCACUGUUCUCCUGGAGUCUGGCUAUCUUCGACAGAGCUCUGCUACCAACACAUUCCUUCUUGAUGUAUUUCUCCAAGCAACCGCCACAAGUGCGUUGGCCAGUGGAUCCGGUCUAUGGAAGGGAAGAGCCUUUGGAAGUAGCAGCUCGUCUGGGAGUGGUGUCCGUUAUGCCGAGCAAGAUAUUACUUUUGACAGCGUGCAAGCAGAAACCAGCAUUGUACCGAAUACUGUUAGGCUUAUUAAUAACGUCAUGGUAGAUUUUGACUUUAGCAACAGAGUUUGUAUAGAGGGCCAGUACCUGUGUGUAGAGAUUCAAAAAGGUGAUAAUCCUGCGCCUGACUUCAUCUUAACAGGGGUUCCUUCAUCAGAUGCAUUGGUUGGGUGCGUUGAAGUCACUUGCCUAGGUGUUGAGAUCACAAGUAUUUUUAGUGGUCUUCCACGUGGAUUCGAAGUUGUUGAACGUACAUCUUCCCAACCAAUUAACUUUGCGCUGAAUAUUGUUAGUGACAGAGCUGCUGGCAGCGUUACAGGACUUGGAUUGUGGAAACUUUUUGGCUACUUUACCAGCAGUGAUAACUCUGGAGUGCCACAAGUUCAACAGAUUCAGCUAGAUGCCAUCCAAGCUGCCACAGGGAUCACUGCUGGAGAGGUUGCUACGAUCCAGAACAUCGCAGCGUCCUUGAGCCUUGACGGUGUUUGUGCUGAUGUUGGUUAUUUUUGCAUGGCGCUUGCUAGAGGAGAUGCACCGUCUGUUGAUUUUAAGCUUGAAGAGACAAGUCAGCUUAGUACAUGCAUUGAGGUCACAUGCAGGGGUGUUGGAGUCACUGGAACAUCAUAUACAUCUACAUCAGGACUCCUUAAAGAAGGAUCAGCCAAUCACCCAUUCACAUUUGACUUGCUCAUAACCUCUGACCCACAAGGUGCCAGUGUCCAGGGGUCAAAUCUCUGGAAUGUGGAACUUUUCUCAAGCUUUGACCAGUUUGGUACUAAAAAUAAUGUAAUUGAUCAAGUGGUACCUUUGACCAGUGAACAGAGUGGUACAGGUUUACUGGCUGGUGUGCCUGUGACCCUCCAGAAUGUCAUGGCUUCUCUUGACCUUUCAACUGUGACCUGUGCAGAUAUUCCAUUUUUGUGUACACGUUUGUCACGUAGUGUUUCAGCGUCAACAAAUUUUACCCUUGAAAGCUACCCAGACGGAGACAGGUUGACCAACUGUAAGACAGUGGGUUGUGAAGAGCCAAACACUGCACCUUAUUUCUUAUUUGGAGGAGAUUUUAACAACGUGGUUAUACCUGAAGAUUCCCAACCUGGUACUGUUAUAUAUACUCUACGUGGAGGUGAUAAUGAAGGGGAUAUACUCACCUACGGUCUUGUUGGUGACUUGGCAAAUCAGUUGUUUCAGGUCAACUCAGUGACAGGCGAAGUUACGCUCAGGACAAAUCUGGAUUCAGAGAAUGUGAACAUAUAUAAUAUAUCAGUGUCUGUGAGUGAUGGUCGGGAAACUGUUAUUGAAUAUUCAACCGUGUUCGUUGGCGAUGUGAACGACAACGCCCCUGUCUUUAUCGGAACACCAUACACAGCUACUGUUGAAGAAAGCCAAGCCCCCAAUAGUGUUAUUUUCGAAGUGGAAGCCAUAGAUCUUGAUAGUGGCCAAAAUGGUGCCGUAACUUAUCAACUAGCAGAGGCAUCAGAACUGUUUGAGGUAUCUCCUUCAUCAGGUGAAAUUAUCCUCAUCGGAACAUUGAAUUUUGAAGAAUCCGCAAGCUAUCAGUUAAGAGUGCGAGCCUAUGAUGGUGGAGUACCUCGUAUGGAAAGCGAGGAGGAAGUGAUCAUUACAGUAGGAGAUGUUCAAGAUUCUGAUCCUGUGUUUGUCAACUUGCCCUACUCACCUACAGUAGAUGAGGAAACAACAGUUGGAAGUGUUGUUCAGGUAGUUAGUGCAGAAGAUCCCGAUGUUGACAAUCCAAAUGUAAUUCAGUAUAGCAUUAUUUCAGGGAAUGAACAGGGGUUCUUCAGCAUUAACUCAUCAACAGGAGUGUUGACUUUGGCCAAUAUGAUUGAUCUGGAGUCGGGUGCACCAUCAGCUUUUACAGUUGUGGUCAGGGCAACAGAAAUAGGGCCCACAGGAGGUGCUAGCGCCAUCACAGAAUUUACAAUCCGUGUUGCUGAUGUGAACGACAACCUCCCUGUUUUUAAUGCACCAAUUUAUGUUGAAACUAUCUCUGAACUUUCACCUGUGAACACGCCUUUGAAUCUAGGCAUAUCAAUCAACGACACAGAUACGGGCAUUAAUUCUGCGUAUUUGAUCAGUCUAAGAGGAACCAACAGAAACCUGUUCAGUGUGGCCCCUACCAGUGGUAUUGGACUGUCCACGCCUGUUGUAAGCUUAGCAAGUACAUUGGAUUAUGAGACAAGCAGUAGUUACACUGUUGAGAUUUAUGCAACAGAUGCAAAUGAUCCAACAAGGGAAACCUCAUCGACAAUCAUUGUUAAUCUGAUGAAUGAGAACGAUAACUCGCCUUUCUUUUCCCCACAAUCAUAUCUUGUUAACAUACUUGAAAACGUGACUGUGGGAGCAAUGGUGUUGCGAGUCACAGCAACAGAUAAUGAUGGCGAUCUAGUGACUUAUGAAAUUUCGAAUAAUCCCAGUUUUACAAUUGACGCUGUUAGUGGAAAUAUAACGACAACCCAGGAAUUGAAUUAUGAGGACUCAACUCAACAUAUCUUUACCGUACUAGCUUCAGAUAAUAGAAAUCCACCAAGAACAGCAACUGUGCAAGUAAUAGUAAAUGUUGAGAAUGUCAAUGAUAAUGCGCCACAAUUCCCGCGUGAUCGCUACGAUUUGAACACUUUUGAGAAUGAGAAUUAUGGGCCUGGUAACCCGCUCUGGACUCUUGAGGCUACCGAUUCUGAUAUGGACCCCACCAAUCUACCAGUGUACAGCUUCCUAGUGACAAGUCCUAAUGGAGACACCAUGAAAGUCUCGGAGUACAUGGGUCUGCGUAUUGAGACAUUGUCCGGCGUGGGUUACAUCUAUACAACAUCCCCAAUAGAUUAUGACGUCCUGGAUGGGUCAAUUUUAGUUACUGUUAUCGCUGAGGAUUCUGAUGGUUUAUCAGACACAGCAACUCUUAACAUUAAUGUCUUGGAUACGAACGACAAUGCCCCAGUGUUCAACCAAUCAUCAUAUUCCUUCACAAUUCCCGAGAACAUACCUCCUGGUCAGAGCAUAUUCCAGGUUGUAGCUACCGAUGGCGAUAGAUCACCACAGUACGGUACACCCUCUCUCCGGUACUACAUUAAUCCACCAAGCUCCACCUUCUCAAUAUUUCAAUCCACCGGACAGAUCUUUACCGUGAGAUCUUUGGAUUAUGAGGCUGGUGAUACAAGUUAUGAAUUGCAGGUGAUAGCCAUUGACAGCUUUCAACCCAAUGAGAUGACCGGC